AAUUGUCUGAGGAAGACGUUGGACUUCUGAUCCUCCUGUCUCUACCUCCCAAGUGCUAGGAUUACAGGCAAGCAUUACUUCAGGUGAAUGGGGUGCUCAGGAUGGAACCCAGGCUGGCAUGCAUGCUAGGCAAGCUCUACCAACAUCCCCGGAGCUAAGUUUGAACGCAUGCCAGGCCCAGGUGGAGGUUCGAUGUUUCUCAUCAAAUCUUCACACAAUACUCUGAAGGAAGCCACCUACUCCCAAGUCUACAGACUGAAGCUCCAGAGACAAAAUUGUCAAGCUUGUCAAGUCCCUCCCCUAGGACUUAUACUUAGCCCUAGUGGGAAUUGUGAAGGGAACAGAAGGUGAUGGGAAGCAGAGCAGGAAGUCAGGGACAGAGUGUGGGAGAGGAGUGUGUCAUCAUGGGCGACCGUGACUCAUUCUCUGUCAUCCCUAGGGAUCUGACCCAAGUCACCCAGGUCGGAGCACACUCAAUAUUGGGAUCUUUCCCAUACUGGAGGAACUGGCCGUCCAUUUCGGGAGAGUGAGGGUGGCGGUGGAGAGGAAGCCAGGGUCUCUUCCUGUACGAAUUGGUAUGGAGAGAGGUGCAAAGCACAAGGACCCCAAUCUCCACCUGGAAAGGUGGGAACUCUUUCUCCAGGGCUUUCUUGACGGUAGGCUGAGCUAUAGUGGAUUUAGAAGUGAUGUGCACAUGGGAUAGGCAUCUAGUUCCUCCCAAGUCCAGUUCUGCUGGUCCAUGCUGGAUCCAGAGACCUCACUUCAUACCCACGCCCUGCUCCUGGUAAGGGUCACCUUGGAGAGAGAAGCCGUCCAAGGCGGCCCAGGUGCUCCCUGCAGUCGCGCCCCUCCGUGACAGAGUCCCGGUGGUGGAGAUGCAGGCAUCUCGGAGCCCGCAGGGACCGCCCGCGCCCGGCGCCCUCGGUGCCUCUCGCGGCAACUGGGAGCUGAUGUCAUGGGCACCUCCGCGCGCAGCGGCCCCAGGCGGUGAGGCAGUGCCGACUCCCGGGAUCCUUCAAUUCCCACGCAGUCCUCGGGUCACGCCGGCCACCCGGGGUCUCCUGAGACCCCGCGCCAUUUGCAAACGCAAUGGACGGGGCUAGGGAAGGAUCGGACACAGAGCUGCAGAGGAAACUAGAUCAUGAGAUCCGGAUGAGGGAAGGGGCCUGCAAGCUACUGGCAGCCUGCUCCCAGCGAGAGCAGGCUCUGGAGGCCACCAAGAGCCUGCUGGUCUGCAACAGCCGGAUUCUCAGCUACAUGGGCGAACUGCAGAGGCGCAAGGAGGCCCAGGUGCUGGGGAAGACAGGCCGGCGACCUUCCGACAGCGUGCCGCCCCCUGAGCGUACCCCUUGCCGUGGCCGGGUCUGCAUUUCUGACCUCCGGAUCCCACUCAUGUGGAAGGACACAGAGUAUUUCAAGAACAAAGGCGACCUGCACCGCUGGGCUGUGUUCCUGCUGCUGCAGCUCGGGGAACAGAUUCAGGACACUGAGAUGGUCCUGGUGGACAGGACUCUCACAGACAUCUCUUUUCAGAACAAUGUGCUCUUUGCAGAGGCAGGGCCGGACUUCGAACUGCGGCUGGAGCUGUAUGGGGCCUGUGUGGAAGAGGAGGGGGCCCUGGCUGGUGCCCCCAAGAGGCUCGCCACCAAACUCAGCAGCUCCCUGGGCCGUUCCUCAGGGAAGCGUGUCAGGGCAUCGCUGGACAGUGCUGGGGGCUCUGGGAACAGUCCCAUCCUGCUGCCUACCCCAACUGUAGGAGGUCCUCGAUUCCACCUCUUGGCCCACACCACUCUCACCUUGGCAGCAGUACAAGAUGGAUUCCGUACCCACGACCUCACCCUCGCCAGUCAUGAGGAGAACCCUACCUGGCUGCCCCUUUAUGGUAGCGUGUGCUGCCGCCUGGCAGCUCAGCCGCUCUGCAUGACUCAGCCCACUGCAAGUGGUACCCUCAGGGUGCAGCAAGCUGGGGAGCUACGGAAUGGGACACUCGUGCACGGAGUCUUGAAAGGCACAAACCUCUUUUGUUACUGGAGGUCUGAGGAUGCAGACACCGGGCAAGAACCGCUGUUCACUAUCGCCAUCAACAAGGAGACGAGGGUCCGGGCAGGGGAGCUGGAGCAGGCCUCAGAAUGGCCUUUCACUCUCAGCAUCAGCAACCAGUAUGGAGAUGAUGCGGUGACCAACACCCUCCAGGUGGAGAGCAGAGAGGCCCUGCAGAACUGGAUGGAGGCACUGUGGCAGCUCUUCUUUGACAUGAGCCAGUGGAAGCACUGCUGUGAUGAAGUCAUGAAAAUUGAAACCCCGGCACCCCGGAAACCCCUGCAAGCACUGGCCAAGCAGGGGUCCUUAUACCACGAGAUGGCUAUUGAGCCGCUAGACGACAUCGCAGCUGUGACCGACAUCCUGGCCCAGCGGGAGGGCACAAGGCUGGAGACGCCCCCACCCUGGCUAGCCAUGUUUACAGACCAGCCCGCCUUGCCUAGCUCCUGCUCGCCUGCCUCAGUGGCCCCAGUCCCAACCUGGACGCAACCCCUGCCUUGGGGGCGACCCCGAACCUUUUCCCUGGAUGCUGCCCCCCCGGACCACUCCCUUGGGGCUUCUCGCUCGGUUGCACCCCUCCCCCCGCAGCGAUCCCCACAGUCCAGAGGCUUCUACAGCAAAAGUCAGCUCGGCGGCGCAUGGCUCCAGUCCCCGGUGUGAGAGAGACACCAGCAACAGAAUCUGGCCAAGAAAGAAAAUGAUGACCCAAGGGCAACUGGGCUCUAGGUCCAGCACUGUGGGGCGCCCGCCAGGCUCUUCUUCCUCCACUGGACUAGAAAGGAAGGCUGGGGAGGGGUAACAGAAGCCCCUCUUAAGUUGUGGUUACCAUGGUACUGAGGGGACCAUUUCUGGAGCUGGUUGGGAUGCCCUAAGCUCUUCCUGGGAGAAAACUGGAACAAGCCUGCCCUACCUCCCCGCACUAACCAGUCUCCAGGGCGGCACUAGGGAACAGGGAGGAAGGCACCUCCUCUGUGACUCCUACAUCGACCAUUAAAGUUAUUUAACAGCUA
Messenger RNA from Peromyscus californicus insignis, 3050 nucleotides. RefSeq names its product rhotekin (gene Rtkn). Bases 1090 to 2700 code for a protein of 536 amino acids. NCBI's taxonomy places the organism in Eukaryota, Metazoa, Chordata, Mammalia, Rodentia, Cricetidae. Gene Ontology annotation, biological process: septin ring organization; actomyosin contractile ring assembly; signal transduction. Gene Ontology annotation, cellular component: actomyosin contractile ring. The transcript is spliced from 12 exons. The record is from RefSeq and is a predicted model, not a curated record.